AUGUGUGGAUAUUAUGAUCCUGUAAGGAUUGCUCACAGUCAUAAUAUACCUAUUCUCUGGUAUAUUCAUAUUGGAUAUGGUGCUUCGACGAUUCAUUCAAAUGAUUAUUCGAAUCUCAGUCAAAUUUUACAAAUAUCUGAAUCCGAUCGAAUUCGUUUGCCGAAACGCUUUGUUGAUAACGAAGAGGAGAAUGUUGGUGAAGAAUCAGUGGAAUAUUCUGAAUUUCUUCCGAUCUCAUCAUCAAGUGUUCUGGAACAAAUCGAUUCGACCGAUUGGCUUGUAUUAAGAGCUAAUGAUGGCAUAUCUAAGCCCCAUGAGGUACGCGGUGGACCAGUCGAUGCACUCAUUGCAUAUGCUACUCAACCAAAUGGCUCUCUACUUUAUCAAGAGGCUUUCCUUACUACUUAUCGCACUUUUAUUUCAUCCACUGAACUAAUUGAUAAAUUAAUUCGAAGAUAUAUUUAUAUGAGUUUAUCAGAUGCUCAAUCAUUUGUAAAAGUUGCACGGCAAUCAUUUUCGAUGUUAGUACGAGUAGUUGAUGAGCUUUGCGCUGUUGAAAUUAUUCGAGAACUUGUUCGUACUAUAACCAAAUUUAUUAAUCGUCUUAUUGGUGAUGGAAAUUAUACAUUCGCUAAACUUUUAAGAAUGCCAUCAUUAUUUGAAUUUCGUUCAAGCGCUAUUGCAAAGCAAAUGACUUAUUUGGAUGCCGAAUUAUUUCAAAAAAUCGAGCCAGCUGAGAUGUUAUGGUGGUCCAUGGAACAAAACGAGAAGAAAAGCCCAAAUUUAUGCUCAUUCACAGAACACUUCAAUAAGCAAUUGAGAACAAUGGGAAAUUACAAUUCUUAUCUUGCAAUACUAUCUGCGCUCGAUUCUGGACCAAUUAGACGUCUGGACUGGUCGAAAAAUGCUUUGGACAUGCUUAAAGAUCAUUCAAGUAUUAUGGAUAGUUCACAUUCAUUCAAAAAUUACCGCACAUUAUUAUCCGAAAGUUUACCACCAUGUCUUCCAUAUAUAGGACUUGUUUUGCAAGAUUUAACAUUUGUACAUAUUGGUAAUACUAAUUACUUGGCACCAGAAAAUUGUAAUUAUUGCAAAAAUCUAAUAAAUUUCGGCAAACGAUGGCAGCAAUUCGCUAUUUUGGAUAGCAUAAGGCGUUUCAAAAGCUGGAAUUAUUCAAUCGAGAAGGAUGAUAAGAUCUUGUAUUUCUUUCAAGAUUUCAAAAAUUAUCUUUCCGAGGACGACAUCUGGGAAUUGUCAGAGACAAUUAAGCCAAGAUUACGGAGAAAUAAGUGA
Messenger RNA from Dracunculus medinensis (Guinea worm), 1293 nucleotides. The record is from the annotation of a GenBank genome assembly. NCBI's taxonomy places the organism in Eukaryota, Metazoa, Nematoda, Chromadorea, Rhabditida, Dracunculidae.